Messenger RNA from Lotus japonicus, 1506 nucleotides. Its product is annotated as acyl-CoA-binding domain-containing protein 3-like. Lineage: Eukaryota; Viridiplantae; Streptophyta; Magnoliopsida; Fabales; Fabaceae. Gene Ontology annotation, molecular function: fatty-acyl-CoA binding. The record is from RefSeq and is a predicted model, not a curated record. Gene Ontology annotation, biological process: fatty acid metabolic process. The transcript is spliced from 5 exons. Bases 242 to 1183 code for a protein of 313 amino acids.
AAGCAUAAAGUGAAAAAACCCCAGAAUAUGCUUUACUCUGUUGUGCAGAUUAUCCUUUCCUCCUCUUUUCCCUCAUCAGUUCCUUCCUUCUAAUCAUUUCCUUCCUAAAUUCUCUCUCUCUCUCUCUCAAACCCUUUCAUUUAAACCUUUCCUCUUUCAUCUUCACCCUUCACAAACACCAUUCAUUCAUCACUCAAAAAACAAAAAAACAAAAAGAGAAAGUGUUGUUACUUGUUGCGUUAUGGAACUCGUGAGCGCGAGUGAUCUUUUCGUCACUGCGUCCAUCGCAAUCCUUCUCUCACUCCUCGUCGCGAAACUUGUCUCGUUAGCCACCACCACCGACACUCAAACCGCCACGAUCCAUCAUUAUCAUGAAGAAGAACCGGCCGGUCCGGUUCUUCAGGAGGAUCGGCUUACGGUUCAGACCGAGAGCAAGGUUGGUUUUAUUAAUCCGGUUCAAGUUGCAACCAAUGUGGAAAAAACCGGACACGAAUUGGUCGAAGAGGACACGGACCUCACGGUCGAGUCCGGUUCGGAUUCUGCCGUCGGGUUAACGGCGGAGGUGGUGGAAGAGGAAGCUGCGGAGCGCGUGGGGGAGAUUGUUGAAGAGGAAGCUUCGGCGGAGACGGCGGUUCCGGUUGUGGAGGGAGGUGAGGGGAGCGGUGAGGAUUGGGAAUGGGAAGGGGUUGAGAGGAGUGAGUUGGAAGAGUUGUUUAUGGCGGCUACUGGAUUUGUUGCUAGGAAUGGAUGUGGUGGUGGUGGUGGUGGCGGCGAUGAUGGUGGAAGUGAUGUGCAGAUGGAGUUGUAUGGGCUUCACAAGGUUGCGACGGAAGGACCUUGCCGUGAGUCUCAGCCAAUGCCUCUCAUGCUCUCUGCACGUGCCAAGUGGAAUGCUUGGCAAAAGCUGGGGAACAUGAGUCCAGAGGUUGCUAUGGAGCGGUAUAUCAGCCUUCUUUCAGAUAAAUUUCCUGGAUGGAUGAAAGAUAGUUCUGCUGGAACAGGUGAACAUGAACCGAUGGAGUCAGAAAGUUCUGAGUCGGCUGCUCCAAGCACAUCUUUGCCUCAUCAGCAAAUGAUGGUAACUGAUAGAGAACUCGAACUAGAGUCUGGUGCUCAGGACCAUAGCCCUCUUACCGAGUCAGAUUUGGAGAACAAGCAUGGAAAUUUUCAGGUUAAGAAAUGAUGUCAUCUCUCUGCUUAUAUCCCGCGCGACGGGACAUAUUCCUGCAUUUAUUUCAGCAAAAUGAAGAUUGAUUCCAAGAAUGUAAGCUUGUUCGAAGUAUGCAAGGUUCUUGGGCUGUUUGUUUUCUCCUAUGUUGCGUAGACCAUGUGCUGAUUAUGACGUGUUCUUCAAUAUCAAACCGCUAAUAUAUCCAUAUAUUUAUUGUUCAUAAAUAAAAGAAUGUAAAUAUGAUCUUUUAUGUGCUGCCAAAGGUUACGUGCUCUUCCUGGUUGUUGAAACUAAUUUAUUAAUCUUAUCUUACUCCUGUGUCCAUUUGAGGUAAA